Messenger RNA from Zingiber officinale, 2279 nucleotides. RefSeq lists its product as uncharacterized. Bases 87 to 2201 code for a protein of 704 amino acids. The transcript has 3 exons. Lineage: Eukaryota; Viridiplantae; Streptophyta; Magnoliopsida; Zingiberales; Zingiberaceae. The record is from RefSeq and is a predicted model, not a curated record.
UUUCAAUUUUUAAUCAUAUACCUGAUGUCCCAGAUUCAACCAAGGAUAUCUUCCUAGAACAUCUCCAAGAUCACAAUUUGCUAUCCAUGAAACAUUUUCGAGAGCCUGAUAACGCAAUAACCACAUCUCAAGGGGAUAAGAUUACGAUAUUAAAAGCAUCUAAAAGUGCUAAGAAUUGUGGCAAUGGAGGCCGGCUUAAACCACCUGAAUCAGAAAGGAUCCGAGAUUGGUGUUCUGAUUGGCAGCAAGAAAUUUUCAACUCUGUCAAUACAAACUUUGUCAACCCACAUAUGCCAUCUGCAUCACAAUACAAAGGCAACUGUGAAUCUUGUGCAAGUCCUGCUCGCAUUGUGAUCCUAAAACCAAACAAAGGGAAGACUAGAAAGUUGGCAAAGGAUAGUUUAUUUACGGAUGAGGAUUUCCAUUUUAACUUUAAAGUGUUCAGUGAAAUUGCUGCUUCUAGAAUUCGGGAGAUGCGUAAUGAAGGGAAACAAAAGUUAGCAUAUCACACGGAGUUAUCGUGCCCGAAGGAUUCAAUUAAAAUUACCCAGGAAAAGACAAGAAAGGCGAGGCAGACUAGAAGCAGCCGAAUUAAACAUUAUUCUCUAUCUGAAAGGAUGCCCUUUGAUGAUAAUGGAGAGUCAGAGGCAACUUUUUUAUCUUCUGAUAACUUCAGGGUUUGGAUUGGCAACUGCAACUCUUCACCUUUAUCUUCAACUGAAUCUUCUGUGAGCAGGGAGGCACGAAGGCGCCUGGCUGAAAGAUGGAAGGUCACUAGGAAGUUUCAGAACGAGGGACAUGGUUCUCAUAGCUCACAGACACUAAGUGAGCUCCUUGGUCUAUCUUAUGACAGGACUGUGAAGUUUACUGAGGAUACAUCUGACAUCACAACUGUUCUAGAUAAAAUUUUUGACAGCAAUGAGGCACCUGGAAGCACAGACAAUCUUUCUAGAAUUGACAAUGAAGACAGAGUACGAUAUGUGAGCCUACAGCCCUUUGUUGAGUACAAUUCAAGUCUGAAGAUAAAUGACAGAGAACGAGAUGUUGCCACAAAUAACGAUAGAAUUGAAGAUGUGACAAUGAGACCAUCUUGUAUCUCUUUAGUUGCCAAAAUGACUGAACCACAAACUGUGUCAGUUAGAAACAUAAAGAAUCAAAUUCAUCGAUCUCAACUAGAGCAUUUGGUUGCUAAGGAAAACAUGCUACCUGAACAAGAAACUAAUGUGAGCACAGAAGGAUCAAGGAAGAGAGUUCACAUGGCAAAAACAACAAUACAUCCUUCACCCAUGGAUUGUGCCAACUCUGAUAGUCGACCAAAAAGUUGUGUCUCUAUUCCUCAGCUUAGAGAUGAGUCAUGGGAGGAGAAACCAGCAACCUCUGCACUUGAACUGUCAUUAGAUAAUGAAGGCUUGAUUGGACAGAUUCUAAAUGCAGUAGCAAAUCAGGAAACUUCAAUUGACAAUCUUCCACUCGAGCCACUUCACUCUGAACCUGAUAUGGGUGUAUUAGACACCCUAAGCACGGAGGAAAAUGAACAGGCAAGCCCAGUCUCUGUUCUGGAGACUCCAUCAGAAGAUGAAGCAUAUAGCUCAGGAUGCUUUGAAAGAUUAAGUUCAGAUCUCAAAGAGCUUAGGAGGAAACUUGAACUUCUGAAGUUGGAGUCAACAGAUGUAUAUACUCAGAAAGCUGAGGUCCCACCUAAUAAGAGAUGUUGUGAUCAUGAUAUGGACCAAGAACUCGUAGACAGUGAUGAUAGAGACUUUGCAUACAUGCUUGACACUCUUCAGGAAUCAGGCUUCCUUGGUAUUAUUGAUAACAAGCUAGUGGAUACCUUGGACCAAAAUCUCUUUGAUAAACUAGAGAAGAAGUACAACAAAGUUGUGUUAUGGCCAAGAUCCGAAAGAAGGCUACUGUUUGAUCUUAUAAGUUGCACCCUCACAGAAACGGUUGCUAGAUCAUGCAAGAAUGUGCAUAGCAUGUCAGAGCUUUGCCCCCUGGCAUUGGACUGCAAUAGCGUUGCAAAAACUGUGUGGCAAACUCUAGUCGAGGGAAGGAAAUUGCUGGAUUGCAGUGAUAGGAACGAGCUCCUCGACAAAGAAUGGCUUCUCUUGGUUUGUGAUGUUGAUUUGAUUGCAAUCCGAAUUGAAGGGAUGGUAAAUGAUGUACUUUUGGAGGAACUUGUUUUUGAUUUGUUUAACUAGGCAAAGGGCAGCAGAAAAUUCACUGGUGUUCGAUAGGCUCUACUCUCAUGUACAUCUUAGUAUUUAAAUUAGUUGAUA